Bombyx mandarina (wild silkworm) is the source of this 3786-nucleotide messenger RNA. RefSeq names its product juvenile hormone esterase. NCBI's taxonomy places the organism in Eukaryota, Metazoa, Arthropoda, Insecta, Lepidoptera, Bombycidae. The record is from RefSeq and is a predicted model, not a curated record.
UACACUGUAGUUCAUAUCAGUACCACAAUGAGCCACUACACCACGGCUUUACUUGGUCUGCUUUUCGUCGUUUGUGGUGUAUCCUGCAAUGAGCAAUGUGGGGUGUUGGUGAACAUUGACUCUGGGCCUGUGUGCGGGAAGGUGGAGAUUGCCGAAAACAGCACCAAAUACUACAGCUUCCAGGGAAUACCGUACGGGAAACCACCCACAGGAGCCAGGAGAUUUGCAGAAUUAGAGCCUGUGGAGCCAUGGACUGAUCUAUUGUAUGCUUACGAGGAAGGGCCAGCUUGUCCUUCGAGAGACAUUAUCUAUGGCAGCAUUACUGUCAAGGCCAAGGGUGUCAGCGAAGACUGUAUCUAUGCCAAUGUCUUUGUGCCCGCGACCGCUCAACUAAGCACCGAUGAACUCAGCGAAGUUAGUUUACUGCCCAUACUGGUGAACAUCCACGGGGGCGCCUUCAAUGCAGGGUCGGGCAAUCGGGAUUUGCACGGACCAGAGUUAUUAAUGGUGAAAGAUGUUAUUGUGAUCAAUUUUAAUUACAGAUUGGCGGUUUUCGGAUUUUUAUCUCUUGCUUCGGAUAAGAUUCCGGGUAACAACGGUCUGCGCGACAUGGUGACACUGCUACGCUGGGUUCAAAGAAACGCACGAGUCUUUGGGGGGGAUCCUGAUAAAGUGACAGUGCUCGGAGAGAGCGCUGGGGCUGCAUCGGUUAAUCUUUUAAUGAUGUCUGAUGCCGCUAAGGGACUUUUCAACAAAGCCAUAAUAAUGAGUGGUACAGCUUUUCCAAGCUUCUACAGCACCUCUGCGGUAUACGCCAAAUAUGUCGCCGAUUUUUUCCUCGGACAAUUGGGUGUUAACUCUACUGAUCCUGAUGAAAUUCAUCAGAUUUUAAUUGAACUACCUUUGGAAGACAUCAUGAAGGCCAAUGACGUGGUGCAAUACAAUUCAGGUAUAGCCUCGUUCGUGCCGGUAGUGGAAAUUGAAGGUCAUAACUAUACGAGGAUUAUUGAUGACGACCCCAUAGUUCUCAUAGCAGAGGGUCGGGGUAAGGAUAUUCCCUUACUAAUGGGUUUCAAUCAGAAUGAAGGAGAAACAUUCAGGUGGCUUUUAACCAUUAUGGAUGCGUUAACUCGUUACAAAACUAAUCCGGCUGCUAUAUUAUCACCGAGAUUAGCUUACGAGUUAUCGACAGAAGAAGCUUUGGCUAAAGCAGAAUUAGUAGCGAAAAGAUAUUUUGACGGUGAAGCGACUAUGGAUGGUUUCAUAAAAAGUGUAACAGAUCAAUUGUUCCAAUAUCCUAUUAUAAAACUAGCACAAUGGAGAACAUUGCUCAAUUCAGCACCGACUUUUCUGUACGUAUUUUCGUAUCAGGGUGACUUCAGCGUUAUAAAGAGAUCUAACUGGUUAAGUUACAACGGUACAGGUCAUGUCGAGGAUCUGACGUACGUGUUUCGCACCACCACAUUUCUCCGCGAUCACGUAUCGAUUCCUCCUCAGACUAGGGAUGAUCACAUGAGGGACUGGAUGUCCACACUGUUCAGUAACUACGUAAAAUGCAACAAUCCAACAUGCACAGAGUCUGAUGAUCCUCAGUGGCCACCGAUCAAUCAAACAGAGUUAAUGUAUCAACUCAUUAAAGAGCCCAACGUCUACAGCCUGUCCGCUCUGUCUGAUGAGUUCAAGACAAUGGUUGAGUUCUGCGAUAGCGUGGAUGACCAAGUCAGGACACGUUCAGAGACUUUCAAGCAGCAACACGCAUGUAAAAUGCACGGUGGAAUACUUUUUACAUUAGUUGUCACUGCCACUACCAUAGCAGGACUCGAAUUGACAAUUGACGACUUGCUUCAACAACAGUCCCCAGAGUUAAUGACAGACAGUACCAGCUCUCCUCGACCAGACGAUGGAGCGAUUAGCACACUAAGCGGGAACAUGGGCAGCACUGAUGACGUAGUCACGACUACUGAAGUUGAAACAACUAUAAAACCCUCAGUUACUGACGAAAACGUUUCUAUCACCACCUUGAGGAUAGAAACGGAAGCACCAACCACUGGUCUCACGGAUAGAACCGAGAGUGAGGUGGUUAGUAUGGAACAGAACAACCUGAUCGAGACUACACACGGUUUAGUCAGGGGAUUUGAAUGGCACACCACGGGGGACAUUAUCAGCUACAUCGACAUACCUUAUGCAAAAUACACUAAGUAUUUUGAGGAACCAAAGUCUUCCAAUGCUUGGGAAACGACGCAUGAAGUCCGAGAACACAAGUCUCGAUGCCCACAAUUACAAGGAGGUUCACUUGUGGGUAGUCAAGAUUGUUUGACUUUGAGUAUCUUUGCACCGGCUAAUGCCGAAAAUGUCAGUGUUUUGUUCCAUAUACACGAAAGUAACUUUGUCCAGGGCAGUGCUGACCCAGCCCUAUACGGUCCGGAGUACUUAGUGUCCAAAGGGCUCAUAUUAGUUCUACCAAACUAUAGAUUGGGCCCAUUGGGAUUUUUGUGUUUAAGAAACACAGUGGCUCCAGGUAACGCAGCUCUCAAGGAUUUAAGUAUGGCUCUACAGUGGACAAAGAAUAACAUUGCAAAAUUUGGGGGGAAUCCUGAUACUAUUGUGGUUAGUGGUGAGGGGACUUCUGGUGCGUUGGUAGGCUUUUUGGCCUUGUCGUCUUCUUCAAGGAACUAUUUUGAUAAAGCUAUAACAGAGAGCGGAUCAGUUCUUUCGUAUUGGGCUUUAGACCGAAAUCCCGCAUUGACUGGCGAAAAACUAACCGAAGCGUUGACCAAAAUCGACAACAGUGUUAAUUUGGAAACUGCCGAAAUUCUGACAAUAUUAAAAGCUGCACAAAACAUUCAUUUCCGACCUUGUAUUGAGAAAGGCAAUAAUCCUUUUAUGACUCAAACUCCAUGGGGAAUGAUACGAGAACAGGAAGUCAAUAUAACUUUUAUGAUUGGAUCGGCAAACUACGCUGGCUUGAACGAGGCCUUAGAUCAGAACGAAGCGAGCAUUGAGCAGUUAAAUGAUGAUUUUGCAACUCUGCUACCGGACGAUUUGGCUUUCGGUAGUGACAUAGAAAGACAAAACGUAGUGAGAAACGUUAGAUCUCAGUAUUUUAUAGAAAACAAGCCGAUCACGUUAGAAGACCACAUAGAGGGACUUUCACUGUGCUUUACUGAUUCCUGUUUCUUAGGGCCAGCCAUCAGAACUGCCAGAUCUUUGGCUAAUGCGGGAGCUAAAGUCUAUUUCUACGAAUUCAGUUUUACAGAAUUAAUUUCAGAAUCGCAUACUGUAGACAGACCAGUCGAAGGAGCGGUUCGCGGUGAUAUCAGAAACUACGUGUUCACUCAGGAUGGCAGAAUAUUGACUGAAGGAACUGCUGAAAGGGAGGUCGUCGAUAUAAUGGUCGAUACGUGGUUUACUUUUAUUGAAAACGGAAAUCCAGUAGCGAAUGAGACGGAUUGGAACCGACUAACUGUGACCGUUCCAGCACAAGAAGAAUGGAUGCAGCUCGGUCCUGAAAUCGGCUUAAAACAAGGACUGCACUUAAGCAGAUUAAAUUUAUGGACCAACAUCUACAACAACUAUUUCAUUGAAAUGCGUAAUAACGUAAAACGACCGAACCUAAAUAUUUACACUGGAAUCGUAUCGCUCAUAACCUAUUUCGGAUUUCGGAGGUUCCGAAUAGCAGAUUAGUCACCGACACGAGGUCACACACGCCCACGCGGCGAGACCAAAGUCAAUUAACUAAGCAUACGCCAUGUACGUUAAAUAUUCGAUGUAAAUGGUAUAUCAUAA